AUGGACCCUUUUUCCCUACACUCUCCCGGGUUUGUUAACAUGUUAGCUUCACAGAGCAGUCCACCACUAGACGUAGACUCUGCUGAGGCACCUGUUAUCUCUUCCGGGUUAGUUAAACCAGUGGAAAGGAGAAAGUGGUCAACCAAAGAAGACAUUGUGUUAAUCAGUGCUUGGCUGAACACCAGCAAGGAUCCCAUUGUCAGUAAUGAACAGAAGUUAGGACCUUUUGGAAGAGGAUAUGGGAGUAUUUCAAUUCGAGUCAUCACCUCGUUGGCUCCCUUCCAAGACACUAGAGUCAAUGAGCAAUCGAGUGGCCAAACAGAGAAUGAUGUCAUGAAGGCUGCGCAUGACAUCUUCUUCAAUGACUAUAAUGUCAAGUUCACUCUUGAACAUUGCUGGAGGGAACUUCGGUUCGAUCAGAAAUGGAGAUCACACUCUCAGCCGAAGGAGAAAAGUAAGGAAGGUGGUCCGCAAGUGGUGGCUGACGAGGAAGAGGUUAGGCCUCCGGGUGUUAAAGCUAGCAAAGCUGCCAAACGCAAGAAGCCAAACGAAGCAGCUUUUGAUCGAAUACAAACCAUCAUAGCUCAGAAAAACACCAUAUCCAAACAAAAGAUCCUAGAUCGCCUCUUAGCCAAAAACAUAGACACACUUUCUGAUCAUGAAGUGGCUCUUAAGAAUAAGCUAAUCUCUGAAAUGCUUUGA
Molecule: messenger RNA, 702 nt
Organism: Brassica oleracea var. oleracea
Lineage: Eukaryota; Viridiplantae; Streptophyta; Magnoliopsida; Brassicales; Brassicaceae
Product: glutathione S-transferase T3-like
Exons: 2
Coding region: 1-702 (233 amino acids)
Source: RefSeq, a predicted model, not a curated record